AUGGCCACUUCUCGUAUUCUCACGUUUGAUCCUGAGGCCCCGAAGGAACCCGACCCCUUAGGUUCCUCCCCGUCGGACGAAGAGGAAGCUCGCUUUGAGAAGCUGCAGCUGGCGGCCAGCCGGUGGGCGGCGCGGGACGACGCCACAGUGCUCGCCAUCACCGAUCUCCUGCCCCUGACAGAGCAGCAGCACUUCGAGCAGGAGGUGACGGCCAAGGGCCUGUUUGAUGCUGUCGUCAAACGUUAUUCCACCCCAACCACUGCUUCCCUCGGUCGGCUUGUACUGCCCUUCCUAUUUCCUGACCUGCCCUCGUUUCACCGCGUCCCUGACCUUGUGCUGCACUUGCGCUCGCUUGAUGCCCAGCUCCGUUGUGCUGCCCCUGAUGAUGCCCUACUUGCCGCCAACCCCCCCCCGAUGUGGAUGACACUGAACCUGCUGUCCACCCGCCUCCCUGACCGUUUUGCUACAGCCCGUGACCACUUUCUCACUGUUAACCCCAUGUCCCUCACCAUUGACCUCUUUGAGAAGAGGCUCACUGCUGUUGAGGACCUUGCCCGUUCCCUUGCUGCUGCCUCCGGUACUGCCCUCCCCCCCAUCUUUGAGGGAUGUGCUCCGUCCUUCCUAGCUUCCCCUGUCGAUUCGGCGUCUGUUGCCACUGUACCAGAGGUGGCAGCCGUUGCCCUUGGCAACAAAGGGGGCAAGAAGGGGGGUAAGAAGGGAGGAGGUGGUGGCAGUGGUGGGGGUGGCGGAGGGGGCGGUGGUGGGGGUGGCGGAGGGGGCGGUGGUGGAGGUGGCGUAGGGGGUGGUGGUGGAGGAGGUGGAGGGGGUGGGAGUGGUGGAGGAGGGCGGAGGAGGAGGCAGUGGAGGUGGAGGUAG
This is a messenger RNA of Closterium sp. Naga37s-1, 876 nucleotides long. NCBI's taxonomy places the organism in Eukaryota, Viridiplantae, Streptophyta, Zygnematophyceae, Desmidiales, Closteriaceae. The record is from the annotation of a GenBank genome assembly.